Messenger RNA from Sipha flava (yellow sugarcane aphid), 1391 nucleotides. It is a transcript of the gene ITP, whose product is annotated as ion transport peptide-like. Gene Ontology annotation, biological process: circadian rhythm. The transcript has 3 exons. The coding region runs from base 723 to 1157 and encodes 144 amino acids. Gene Ontology annotation, molecular function: neuropeptide hormone activity. The record is from RefSeq and is a predicted model, not a curated record. Lineage: Eukaryota; Metazoa; Arthropoda; Insecta; Hemiptera; Aphididae. Gene Ontology annotation, cellular component: extracellular region.
GUAGUGGAUCCCGGUUUGGCGCAUAAACGUGCAACGCCCGUCCGUCUCGUACUCAGUAACAAACGAGUCGCCGUCAAUCAAACACACACUCGCGCGCGCACAUACACGCCGUACGUACGCACACGCGCCGAACGGUUCGUCGCCACAAGUGUUUUUUUAUUUAUUUUUUUUUUUCUGUUUUUGAACUUUCUUUUUCUUUUUUUUUUUCGUAUUCUCUCGCCGUUCACGUUAUUCCUCUUCGUUUCUUUACCGCGUUCCUGGUGGUGGUACGCUUUCCCAUCGUCCGCCGCCGGUUUUCCUCCGUCAUCGUCUCCGAACGGGCGCAACCCCCCCUGCACCGGUAAAUACACACGUGGAGUGCGCGUCCGCCGCGUUCCCGUCCGGUCAUCGUCUGCCGACAACACGCGCGCCGCGCCGGCUGGACCGACACAAACAUGGUCCCCGCCGCGCCAUUAAGAUGAUACCGGCGUACGAACCGUCGGGAGACAGUUUCGUCGAAUACAUAUUCGUGCUGAACCAUUCGAAAACUUGAGUCCGCCCAACUAGUGCGCGCACACACACCCUCGGACGACGCGACCGCCGCCUCCGAUCAGACACCCGUUGUUGUAAGACCGUCACAUAACUCUGUGUGUGUUGUUAUCGGUGAUAGUUUUUUUUUUACCCUCUCGUUCCUCGCCGCCACCGCAGCCGCAGCCGCAGACGCCGUUGUUUCUCGGAAAACUAUGACGAAAUACAGUGGAAUGGGCUUCGAACCCGCAAUAGUGCUGAUGGCCACGCUGGUAGCCAUAAUGGCCGUGUCCGUGGUCGCGGUUCCGGCCGCACAUCACUUGCACCACCACUCGGGCGGUCACCACCGGAUGUCCGGUUCCGGCGCCGCCGGAUCGUCGUCGCCGUCGUUGUCGGGUGUCGAGCACCCGCUCAGCAAACGGUCGUUCUUCGACAUCCAGUGCAAGGGCGUGUACGACAAGACGAUAUUCGCCCGACUGGACAGGGUGUGCGAGGACUGUUACAACCUGUUCAGAGAACCGCAGCUCCACUCCCUAUGCAGAUCUACAUGCUUUAACACGGUAUACUUUAAGGCUUGUUUGGAGUCUCUUCAAAUGUUAACAGAAGAGGCUCAAUACAACCAGAUGGUCGAGUUUUUGGGGAAGAAAUAAAAUAUUUAAUAAUAAAAUAAGGUAUAUGUACUCCCUUAUAUAUAUUUUAUUUAUUUUUGGUUAUUUAUUUAUAAACCAGACAUUGGCUGUCAAAAAAACCUAUUCUAGUCUAUUCAGAGAAAGCAACAGCAUUACAUACAAAAUAAUAUCGAAGAAAUAUGUUUACUUUCCCAGAUGAAUUUUUCUAAUUUAUUAAAUAGAUUAUAAGAUUUUGUUUUAAUUUUUGUUUAUAAA